Messenger RNA from Triticum turgidum subsp. durum (durum wheat), 408 nucleotides. Lineage: Eukaryota; Viridiplantae; Streptophyta; Magnoliopsida; Poales; Poaceae. The record is from the annotation of a GenBank genome assembly.
AUGGUUCGAUCUCAGCCAGGUGCUCUGAAGUACAAGAGCAAGCUCGGCUUUGAAGGCCUCCCAAACCAGGCCUGGACGACGGCGUCCGUGAAAGAUGUUCUCAAGCAGCUGGGUGGCGAGCUGAUCGAGAUCCUGCCGCCGGCAAGCCGCCGCGAGCUUGAGGUCAUGGCGUGGCUUCGUGACCCUUCCUUUGUUGGCAAGGUGGUGACAGUGGAGAUACCUGAGCCGAAGCUGACAAACAAGCCACCCGAGUCCAUGGAUGAGUAUGAAGCAAUGCAAUUCGAAUUGGGUGAAUACGGACCGUCGUCGCCGAGGAAGAAGAACAGCUUACUGUAUCCUGACAUUUGCCACAUGAAGGAGGUUGUUGAUCGUGGUCCUCUGCUUGUUGAAGGACUGCCUGAUGAGUGA